This is a messenger RNA of Nylanderia fulva, 574 nucleotides long. RefSeq lists its product as uncharacterized. The record is from RefSeq and is a predicted model, not a curated record. NCBI's taxonomy places the organism in Eukaryota, Metazoa, Arthropoda, Insecta, Hymenoptera, Formicidae.
GGGAACGCACCGAGUCUGUUCUCGACCAACGUUUAAUACGCGUGUCACGCUAGAUCACGUAACAUAUAUAUACUGAUCUUUGCCUUUGUAUCUUUUGUGUCUAGUACGUGUCGUGCUCUGCUAAAAAUAACGAUAUGCUUCCUGCCAAGAUUACCUUGUUAUUUGGACUCGCAGCACUGUUAAAAUCAUCGACAGCAGCACCGGAUAGCGCAGGGAUGGUAGAAAUGGUGAACGGAUUGGCUUACGGUGGGAUUCCGUAUGGAAGUGUAAGCGGUAUGCUCGCGAAAUAUCCGGGAUACAGGCAGAUUAACGCUGAGGUUCAAGCCAGACAAUUGGGCAUUUUGAGUAACACUCAGCGGCCGAUCAUUAUCACGCCGAAUUUCCGAGCCACACGGUUGGUAGGAAUUUCACCUCGCCCUGUACAAAUCUACAAUCUUCCAGCAGUCAUCGCUCCCGGAAUCGUGGGCACAAUUAGUCAAAUUGGCUAUUAAUCCACCGGAAGAACCUUGUCAUAGUAAAACAUACAGUAUAGUCAGCCAUAAAUCAGUCGAUCGAAUUUCCUUUUUGCCCGAAU